CUUCCUGUUUAUUCUUCCAGAACCAAUAAUUAUCUGAUCCUCCAUAGGAAUUAUCGACAGCCAACAAGAAACAAAUAGGAAAAAAUAGGAGAGAAACCCACCACAUUUAGUACCGGCGAAGAAGGAAGUUGCCGCUGUGAGUGUAUCUUUAGGGUUUAUUUUUCGCGGCGUUUUCGGGGCGAAUGACAGCUUCUAGGCUCUUGAUUUUCUCCCUCUUUUUGGCCCUAAUUUUCACCCAGAUUAGAGCCGAUGUCUCAACCGAACCACUGAUUGAAUCCGACGACGCCGGUUCUUCUGCUCUGAAGGCGGAGUUGGAUCAACUGAAGUCUAAGAUCCGUCUUCUUGAAUCAAAUGUCGAGGAGAAAAUUCGAGAACUGAAAACCAAAGACGGGAAAAUAAAGGAGAAAGAUAAAAUUAUUAAAGCCAAAUCUCACGGCAUCGCAUCGUUGCAAACUGAAUUAUCAUCUCUUCAGAAAAAGGGAACCUCGGAUGCUGAUGAGCAAGUGCGAAAAGCUCAUGCGCAGGCACUUGAAUUGCAGAAACAGGUUGAUAAACUUAAAACUGAAUUAGAAGCAAAAUUAAAGGAAGCAGAUUCCUUGGAAGCCCGAGUAAAUAAAGCUGAGAACAAGUUGAAUGAAUUGAGUUUGAAGCUAGAGAAUCUUGAAAAUAUCAAUAAGGAGCAGGUGAACAAAAUAGCAAAAACUGAGCGAGCUCUAAAAAUUGCCGAGGAAGAAUUGAUUAAGACAAAGCUUGAGGCCACUUCAAAGGGAAAUGAACUGAUGGAGGUUCACAGGGCAUGGCUCCCACCUUGGCUUGCUAUGCAGUUAAACCAUGGUCAGGCCUUCAUUAGGACACAUUGGACUGAGCGUGGAAAACCGGCCAUGGAUAUGGUGGUGCAGAAGGCUCUGGAGAAAAAGGCCUUAGCUGAAAAGUGGGCUGAACCCCACGUGGAAACAUUUAAAACUAAAUGGGUUCCAGCUAUCAAGGAUCAGUGGGUGGUGGUAACUGCACAUGCUGAACCACAUGUGCGAUCACUAAAAACAAAAACUGUUGAAGUUUAUGAGGCAUCAAAGACUGCAGUAACUCCUCAUGUUGUCAAAGUUCAAGAAAUAGUUGAUCCUUACUUCCAGGAAACAAAGAAGUUCAGUAAGCCAUAUAUUGAUCAGGUAGUUAAUGCUUAUGGGACAUUUUUGGAAUCAGCAACAACAUACCAUCAACAGGUUCAAGCUUCUGUGCAAGAGACUUUGAAGAAGCAUGAGCUGACCAGGCCUCUUGCAACCAAAGAGCUCGAGUGGUUUGCGAUAUGUAUAUUGGCAUCUGCUCUAUUGGCUCUACCUAUUACUAUUUUGUUCAGAAUAUUUUCAACCGUUUUCUGCAAAAAGGAAAAGAAGCAUGCUCGACAUGCUCAUACAACCCAUGGUCGUCGCAAGGGCAAAAGGGGGCACACGGACAAGUAGACUGCAUGCGUUUGUGUUUUGGUCUCUUUAAUGUUGGAAAUAUUAGAGGCUAGCUGAACGUGUUGUUUUUAGAGGGUCUAGGUUAUCAAUGUUGGACAGGGCUUUGUCAUUGGAAGUGACAAAUCUCUUAUUACCCCACAAGAUCCCUUGUUUUAUUAUUUUUUGUGGGUGGGAGAAAUAUGAAAAACAAAUAGUUUAAGAACCCUAGUCACGCUACAUAGUUGAAAACUUGAGGUCCAUGGUUGUUGUAGUUGUGUAUUUUAUUUAUGUUAAUUUCAUUUCAUCUCGUUUUUAUUCU
Hibiscus syriacus is the source of this 1755-nucleotide messenger RNA. RefSeq lists its product as uncharacterized. The coding region runs from base 183 to 1457 and encodes 424 amino acids. The transcript has 15 exons. NCBI's taxonomy places the organism in Eukaryota, Viridiplantae, Streptophyta, Magnoliopsida, Malvales, Malvaceae. The record is from RefSeq and is a predicted model, not a curated record.